This is a messenger RNA of Chaetomium fimeti, 1383 nucleotides long. RefSeq lists its product as uncharacterized. The record is from RefSeq and is a predicted model, not a curated record. Lineage: Eukaryota; Fungi; Ascomycota; Sordariomycetes; Sordariales; Chaetomiaceae. The coding region runs from base 1 to 1383 and encodes 460 amino acids. The transcript is spliced from 3 exons.
AUGUCGGACGGCGUCAACUUUGUCCAAUUCCCGCCAUGGGACCAGAUGAACUUUUCAAGCAACUGCAACAUCUGGGGCAACUGGUUGGGGGUAGUCCUGACGCCGAACCCUGCGCAGCCAGAUGAAUCCAUCGGCCCGGCCUUCACAACAAGCAUCGAACUCUUCACCGCAGCACUUCCAGCCAACGCGACCGUCCCGGAAAACACGACGCUUCAAGAGUACCACAGCCAAAUUUUGGAAUGGUACAUAUUUAACAGCUACGAUCAAAUAAACCCCAUCGCCUACGGCCCAUGGAACCUGACCAGGGAGUUCUUCACAAAUGUGUUGCAGCAUCCGGCACUCGACUAUUGUACCAACGAGUACUGCCAGGGUAUGGCUUUCCAGGGAAAUUCUGAUUUGACCGGUAUCGGCGUCUUCACCUCGUACAUCAUCGAAGCCGCACUAUCAACCAUGUACUUGACAGCCUUCACGGCAUGGCAUAUUCGGCGGUAUUUCCGGCCCGAGAAGGGCAAGGGGCAUGCCGGCGGUCGCGCGCUCGACUCUUUCCGGGGUUCACUCGACGCCUUCGUAUCUUCGGCCAUUCUCAUGAGCCUCGCCAUGCUCUGCGCUUCCCUCUACCUCUGCGCCCAUGGCAUGAGAAACCAAGCGGCGCUCCCCGAUACGUCCGACUUACCUUAUCACAGCAGCGCCACCUACGAUAUGCUUCUCUCGUUCCGAGCCUCGGUCUUCUCCGUCCUGCCUAUCCUGUUGCUCUGCUCCUUGAAGAGCCCCGGCGCGGAGAAGGCGAGCCUCUCAGAAAGGGACAUGCACUGGGUGUGGGUGCGGCGGAUUCUUUUAGUUGUGAUUUGGAUCCUUGGCACCGUCGUGACAUUCCUCUCGCCGCGCGGAAAUCCAGACUACAACAUUCAUAACGAUGUCCAGGACGACCUCCUCUGCGACGUACGUGGCGGCGCAGACUACUGGGAGGGCACCGAGGGGGCCAUGAUAGGUGUCAUCGUUUUCCCAGUCGUGUGGAUGGUGAUCACGGCCUUCUUCGCCACGGGUUUCGGCAUUCCCAAAGUGGCGGAUAAUCGUUGGAUCCGCAGGUUGCAGUCUGUCUGGCGGUUCGGCAUUGCGUGGGCUUUCUGCGGGCUGAUGUGGGCAAUGCUCGUCCAGUUCCUUCGCCUGAGGUACACGAUCCUCAGCAGGGCCGGGAGCUCAGACUCGCAGGACGACUGGAGUUUUGGGCAGGUCUUGGCCCUAGCCACCUGGGUCCCUGUCGCGGCCGAGUUUUGCUACAUCUUCCUUUGUAAGUUUCAAACUCUGCAGUGCAGUGCCCUCCCUCCCAGGUCGUUUCGACUCGUACUGACGCCGAUGGCCAGGGGGAACGGGGGAGAGUCCUGA